UACGACGGUGCAAUGAUUUUUUCUUUACAUGAAGUAGUACACUGGUUAGGUUUAACUAUUUUUGAAAUGUGGAUCAAUUUAGUAUCGUUAACGAUAUUUACUAUUUUAUUAGCAUUAAAAUUAGAUAAUAAUUAUUUUUUGGAACAUACAGGAUGGUGGAUUGUUUUCUCACCAUUGUUUAUAGCUGACGGUUUUAAUACGUAUUUUUGCGCUAUUAUAUUCAUACGUAUGCAUAUGGAAGGAAUGAUUCAGGUUGCUAUAUUAAGAGCAUUAUGGAGUUUAAUAUUGUUGUUGCUAAUAUUUGUAUUUAAAUAUUUGUUGUGUAAAAAGCUUACUGGUCAAAGUACUUUAGAGUACUCUGAAGUAUUAAGUCCUGUUUUUAUUCUUUUACAAUUAAUUGCUGUUAGAGCAUGUCAACUUCACUGAUCUAAAGAAAAGAAAGAAGUAUUCAUGAAUCUAUAAUAACAUUUCCAUUUCAAUCAUUUACAAUGUAAGAUAAAUAUUGCAUAUAAUAUGUAUUUGCUUAUAAUGUUUAAUUUUAGGGAAUUAAAAAAUAAUAUAGCUAUAGAUUUUAAAAUAUAAUUU
Messenger RNA from Polistes dominula (European paper wasp), 585 nucleotides. Its product is annotated as transmembrane protein 203. The record is from RefSeq and is a predicted model, not a curated record. Gene Ontology annotation, biological process: intracellular calcium ion homeostasis. NCBI's taxonomy places the organism in Eukaryota, Metazoa, Arthropoda, Insecta, Hymenoptera, Vespidae. Gene Ontology annotation, cellular component: endoplasmic reticulum.